CUUUUGUUUAUGAUUUCCAGAAAGAUGCACCUGACUGAAACAUUUAUGCAAGGAUGACGUCUCCCUCAGUAUGUAUGCAACCUGCAACAACAAUAGGAGGAAGAUUUCUAUGCGGUGAUAUUAGACUUGGAGAUCACGAUUAUCCAUCUUGUAGUUGCCUCGGGGAUUUAUGUAAUUUACUGAACCAUUCUACUGGUGGUUGUUUGGUCACCAUUCAAAAGUGCGGUAGUUAACUCAUUUUUCCAUUUGUCACCAAUUAACCUCGCCACGGGCGCCGUGGACACCAUUAAAGUCGCUCUGAGGGUGUUUCACGCAUUUGAAGGCCCGAGGGCCACUGGUCAUUGGUCCACGGGACCCUCGGGCAUCUCAGGCUAAAGCAGCCGCCUCCUUCUCUGCCUCAAAAGCGCCACACGGCAUUGAGUCCGACGACUUGGCGGACUGCAGAGAGUCUGGCGUUCGGAGCAGAAGAGGAGGAAGAAAAAAAAACUUUUGGUCCGGAGGAAAAAUGUCAAGAGUCUAAUGGGCGGUCAGCUGACGCGGAGCUAAAGUGAUCAUCGACUGCGCAGGCUAUGGGUUAUCGAUAAGUGCAAAAAGGAACGCGUUGUUGCCAUUAAUUAUUUAUAUAUUAAAGCGUCGCGGAUGCGAGAGAGACGCCACAGCGGCGAGCAUCUCCCGCUCUGAGCCCGAGGAGUCCAGCGGCGGAUGAUGUCCCGACGCGAGAGCGUUUCCAGAGGAGUCGAAGGAGAGGACGAAGGAGGAUGAAGACGGGCGGAGAGGGAUCGGGACCGGCAGAGGCGGAAUAUAAUGAAGUUGAGUGGGAAAGGACUGUGCACCGUCUUCUCCAGCACUCUCCUCUUCGUGUGCGCCCUGAGCGAAGUUGUCGUUGGAUUAAGAUGCGUCUCGCUGGGAUCUACGGUCAAAGCGCAUUUCCACCUGGGCACCGCGGCCGGCGCCUUCUACUCGGGGCUACUCGUGGGCAUCGGCCAGGUGCUGCUGGGCUCCGCGCUGCUCUGUUGCACGGAGAAGCCCGGCUGCAGGAAUUUCUUCCUCCUCGGCGUGGUGGUCUUCCUGCUGGGGGUCCUCACCGCCUUCUCCGGCGCCGUGGUGGACGGGGACACCGCUUCUCUGGUGGAGAGGAAGUACUCCCACUACUGCUUCCACCCGCUGGCCGUGAACCCCGCGUGCGAGCAGCUGAGGGACUACCAGCGGAGCCUGGUCGUCUCCACCGUCCUCAGCACCCUGGAGUGCCUGCUGGGGCUCAUCCACCUGCUGGUCAUCAAGCGGUACAAGGCGGCGCAGUUCUCCAGGAGCAGACAGUGCCAGCGGCAGCGCGGCGCGAUCAUCUUCAGCGAGGAGAGGGACUGCUCCUCGGCGGAUUUCCAGCCGGUGUCCUACAUCAAUUUGGGUGUUUUUAACGUGUUGGACGAGACAGGAGCGGAGGUGCAGUGCGGGGGACACCCGUCCGUCGAGCUGCCGGGCUACUCGCCCUCGGACCCGGAGCUCAACCACAGCUUCCCGUUCUCGUACCCGCUGCCCAGCGAACUGCCGCCCGCGUACGAGGACAUCUUCCCCGCAGAGGCAUGCAACACAUAGCCGCUCCGGAGCAGCGCCGGCAGUGCUGUGACAAUCAGGGACUUUAAGCGAGCCUCCCAGUCCUCCCAGCAAAACCAGUAAGUUACAGAGGAAGACGGCAGGAGCGGGUUUUAAAUCACCCGGUUCCUUCUCAUUCUCAUAUAUGCCACAUAAUCCGCCUGAUAGAUUAUCAGCAGACCGGUGACCAAAGUGAGAGAGAGAGAGAGAGAGAGAGAGAGAGAGAGAGAGAGCAGGCACAUCAAGGCCCAUAAACGCAUCAGCUUGCUAGUAUAACAAAGCAGAGUUUGUGUUUUGAAUGUGUGCUGUUAACAUUUUUACGUGUGAAUAAAAACUAUAUUUAACCUCAUCCGACGUCUAGUUUAGAUUUUGGAAAUUGCAAGAAUUCAGCCCAAUCUUUUUACUCCAUGAGUUGAGAUAAUCAGUGAGGCGCUCAUGUUGCACAGUGCAACUCACCAGGACACUGUUCAGAGGCAGCGCGGGGGGGAGAAUGGCGUUAAUACAGGAUGCCGCAUUCCCCACAAUGCACCUGGCAGCAUCUUCCAUUAGACACCAGGCUUCGGACCUGCUGUUUAUAAAGCACGUCUCCUGUGGCCUCCAGUUGUUUGAGCGACAGCAGACAAUGUAACUGUUCACAAAGCCAGAAUUGACACACGGCAAAGUGAGCCUGACGUGUAAAAUGGGAUAAAGUUUCAGUUUGGUCAAAGGUCGCACAGCGGAAGAACAAAAUGAUUCAUGAAGCUGUUAUCAGAGAUAAUGAGGGCUCAGGAGGAAGCUGGCGGACGGGUUGCACCUGAACACACCGUUCGCCCAUAAACAGCAGAAGGGGCAACGAUAGGAAAUCUUUAUUUCACAACUCCUUUAAUGCACCGUCAGAUGCAGCAGGCUGCCCGGCUGCGAUACAGCUCCGCUUCUCAUAUGGUUCCCUUUAAUAUGAUUGGAAACAAGUCCAGUACACACACGCAGCCACACGGGUUCUCAGCACGCAUCUCCCCAGACCAUCGAAACCUUGCAGCCCCGCUGUUACUAAUUUCACUUACCUUCAGUGGAUUUGGCCGACAUCAUCGCGUCUCCUCCUUUGGCUGCUCUGUGGCAAAUGCAUAUGAAAUGGUUCUGGUUCCCUCCAGUCGGAGCUCUCAAAUGAUCAUCCACAGCCAAAUGUCUCUCCAGGGGCGUUUGGACUGAAAACUUUGCUUUACGGGAUCAGAGUAAUAAUCCUCCUCUUAUCCUUUUCAAACUGUGUGCUGAUGCUUUCCACGUACUCAUUCUACUUAGCCUGGGAUCUCUGUGCCAGAGCUCACUGCCAGAUAAUAAAAUAAAAGAAUCCUUCUGCUUAUUUUGUCCAAAAAUGAUAAAUACCAUGAACAAAUGCAGCAAUGCCGUCUUUACAUUAACAACAUUAACUCAGCAGCCUCUGACUGAAGCAACGAGCUCAACGGCUCCGUGCGACUCACCUGCUGUGGUCGUGCACUCGCAGCGUCUUCUGACCCUUUUGAAGCAAAGGGCAAAUCCAGCAGCACAAAUAAGGAGUGCGUCCUAGACAGAAGCAGGUGUGAAGCACAGACAAGCUGCAUGAGGAAGCUGGGCACCGUUACCUCCACAGAAAGUAGCUGGGAAGGUGUGUGCCCCCUCUCUAACCCCACAAGAGAGUGGGAGCAGAUGCUGUAAAGCAAUCCUGGCUCUGUUCCAUAUUUCUAUGAUACAUGCUUCUUAUUACUUAUGAUAAAUGACCAAACAUUAAACAGCUGAAGUCCAAAUAAGACAGGAAAAGCCAGUGUGAAUAAGCAUUUUCGGUUUUGCUCCACUGCUUCUGAAUAGGAUCUUUAGGAGGAUGAAUAUAAGAUAAAUAAAGUCCAGAUUUAUAUGGUAAUAUAAACUCCAGAUGAAUCUGCUGUCUGAUGAAACUAUCAGCCGUUCUAUUAAAUUACCAGAUUCAUAA
Betta splendens (Siamese fighting fish) is the source of this 3529-nucleotide messenger RNA. Its product is annotated as transmembrane protein 271-like. The record is from RefSeq and is a predicted model, not a curated record. Bases 805 to 1593 code for a protein of 262 amino acids. The transcript has a single exon. Lineage: Eukaryota; Metazoa; Chordata; Actinopteri; Anabantiformes; Osphronemidae.